AUGACGCGCUACCAGCUUUCGAUGCACGCCGAGCAUCUACCGCGAAACUGGUUUCACACACCGUCGCCAUAUGCCGUUGCGACCAUCACCGAUGGUCCGCUCAAAGGCACCAAGAUUGGUCAGACGGAAACCCUGCCAAAGACUACCGAUCCGGACUGGGUUGCGGUACUCUUUUUCGAAACCGAUUCAUCCAUUUACAUGCCCCUCAAAAUACAGGUCUUUGACGAACGCGAGUAUAACGACGAUAUCUUGUUGGGGGAAGCUACCUUCGAAGCCACUGAGAUUUUUGGUGCUGCGGGACAUUUGAAGUCCGCCCAAUUGAACUACAAAGGGCCCGCCCAACUGUACGUAUCCGUCCAAACCUCAAUACAAGGAAACGACCGCGGAAUUAUGGAAUUACAGUUUCGAGGAUUGGAUAUAAAGAAUAUUGAACCUGGUCUGUUAGGAUUGGGACGAUCGGAUCCCUUUCUUGAACUGGCCAAAAAGAAUGCGGAUCAUACGGCGGGUGUGGUAAGAUGGAAUGUCGUGCACCGGUCCGCACACAUACAGGACCAUUUGAAUCCCUUUUGGGAAUCCUUCACGGUGGGACUUGAAGAGCUCUGUUACAAUGACUUGAAUUGGCCAAUGCGUAUCUUAGUCAAGGAUUGGCAAGCGAACGGACGCCACCGUAUCAUUGGGCAGUUUGAAACCACAAUGAGUAACCUGAUGGAACGAGUGGCCGUUCGAGGUAAUGCGGAUCGGCAAGCGGCCUUCGAAAUAUUUCUGGAUUCCUUGGGCGGAAGCUCGGGUAAAUCCAAAGGUUUCGUCUGUGUGCUCAAAGCUACCUUGUAUCCAGAAAAGUAG
Molecule: messenger RNA, 843 nt
Organism: Phaeodactylum tricornutum CCAP 1055/1
Lineage: Eukaryota; Bacillariophyta; Bacillariophyceae; Surirellales; Neidiaceae
Exons: 1
Coding region: 1-843 (280 amino acids)
Biological process (GO): cellular response to calcium ion
Cellular component (GO): plasma membrane
Molecular function (GO): calcium-dependent phospholipid binding
Source: RefSeq, a predicted model, not a curated record